AUGGAUCUGUUGUUAGCAGAAAAUUCUUCUCUGAAAAUUUGGUAUUUUCUGAAAAAUAGGAAGAGAAGUUGUAGUGUUCAUGAAAUAAAUAAAAGUAGGCAUGUACAUGGUGAAUUUCAUCACCUGUAUGAAGAACUAAGGCAGCAUCCCGAGAAGUUUAAGUCUUAUUUCCGAAUGAGUAUUGUAACCUUUGAUUAUAUUGUGAAGAAAAUUCAGCAUAAGUUAGUAAAAAGUUGGACCAACUUUAAUUGUAACCCUAUUAGCCCAACAGAACGAGUUUUUGGCAACGGGAUCAUCUUUUAA
Messenger RNA from Acanthoscelides obtectus, 303 nucleotides. The record is from the annotation of a GenBank genome assembly. Lineage: Eukaryota; Metazoa; Arthropoda; Insecta; Coleoptera; Chrysomelidae.